Messenger RNA from Saxophila tyrrhenica, 1263 nucleotides. RefSeq lists its product as uncharacterized. The transcript is spliced from 2 exons. NCBI's taxonomy places the organism in Eukaryota, Fungi, Ascomycota, Dothideomycetes, Mycosphaerellales, Extremaceae. The coding region runs from base 1 to 1263 and encodes 420 amino acids. The record is from RefSeq and is a predicted model, not a curated record.
AUGGCCAGAGUGCCGUUCGCUCCGCUCGAUAGUCCGCGACUGCAGCAUCUCGUCAACGCGAAGAAUCGUCAGAAUGGCCUUCUAGCACAAAAGACUCCCUCCAUCGGCAAACCCAGUGUCUCACUGAACAAGACACUGUCUUCCCCUGCCAAACGAACGUUCGACGCCACCGAUUUCGACGAGAACGAUAGCGAGAACGUCGAUCCGGCUAUCCUGUUCUCGCCUUCGAAGAAGAGCAAGAGCGAUGGCAUGGAGAAGGCGUCGAAACCAUUCACCUUUUCUCUCACCCCGUCGAGCAAGUCAAUGCCGCCUCCGCCGACCAUCCCAUCUCGCCUCUCGACACCCGCUAGAGCCAACAUCUCGUCCCCACGAGCUCCCAUGACCGCACCUGCUGGACGCAGCCCGAAGCGUAAAACGACUGGCGUGAACAAGAACCGUCGAGUGUCGGCGCCAUUCACGCGUAUCGACCCUCCCUUCGCUUCACGCGGCUUCUCCACCCUCCCCUUCAGCCUCGACGCCGCGCUCAACGGCACCUUCUCCACCCCGUCUGCUCCCAAGUCCACCAGCGCAGCGAUCCAAGAAGCCAGCAUGCCCAAGACCUGGUUCUUCGACAUCUACGAAGACACGCCCGAAGAAGCCGCCGCGACGCUCAUGGAGCACAGCACGCUCACCCUCGACCUCAGCUCCGACGAGGAGAGUCAGAAAAAGGAGAAGGAUGGACGCGGGAAGGAGAAUAUGCCGCCAGAGGGGUAUGAUGCCCCGACUGCUUCGCGGGCCGUGAGUGAGCCGGUGGUGGCUGCGCCGAAGAGGGUAAGGAAGGGGGAGAUUGUGCGGAGGAAGGUUGUCGGGGUUGAUGAGAUGGAUGAUGGGGAGAGGGGAGUUUUGUCUGUGCUUGAGACGGAGGACUUUAUCCCGGAGGGGUUGAGCAAGGACUCGCACGUUAUCGUCAACGCUGCUGUGGAGACCACGGUGGUUGAGGAGAAGAAGUCGAGCGCGUCCAGCUUGUUCGCUGCUCCUGUCGAUUUUACGUCUGGCGCAGAGAAGAAGUCAGCCGCCUCGACUCCCGCGAAGGGUAUGCGCAACAUGCCUGUCGUUAACGCCGACGGCGACUUGAAGGGCGACAUCAUUAUCUGGGAGGACAGCGCUUCCUCUGAGUCCCCGUCCUCUCCGAGCGUACAACAACCGGUUGCCGGCACGCUUGGCAAGGGCCUGGUCGCUGACGAGAACGCUCCUCCGACUGACGAGAACGAUGUUGUGUCUUAA